This is a messenger RNA of Thermothelomyces thermophilus ATCC 42464, 1211 nucleotides long. RefSeq names its product small heat shock protein. Bases 333 to 884 code for a protein of 183 amino acids. Gene Ontology annotation, biological process: protein complex oligomerization; response to hydrogen peroxide; response to salt stress. The record is from RefSeq and is a predicted model, not a curated record. Lineage: Eukaryota; Fungi; Ascomycota; Sordariomycetes; Sordariales; Chaetomiaceae. The transcript has a single exon.
AACUCGUCGGUUCUCUCCUGCUUGCGCCACGCUGAAGCGGAUCGCGGCCUCUGGUAGAUACCGGUGCAUUCCAGAAUACUAGAGUAAACAUGGCGACCGCGCCUCUACUCCUCAGUCUCGAGAGUUCGAGAGUCUAGUAGAACUUCUGGCAGGCGAAUCUCGUGGGGUAUAUAUAGCUAGGCGACAUCUUCAGCCCCGUCACUCGCUGCUCGUCUUGUGUACAGCAGAGAGAGAAAAAAACAUCUAAUAAGUUGACAACGUUCUCGACCAUCGUCCAACGAUUCAUACCAACCGCCACCACCGAGCGUCGCAAAGUCACACCAGCAUACAAAAUGGCGUUCUUCACCGACACCGUCUACGGCUCCGACCGGAGCUUCAUGCCACUCUUCCGUCUCCUGGACGAGUUCGACAACUAUACCCGCGAAGUCCAGGGUACGACCAAUGAGCGCUCCCGUCCCCGCGGUCGCCGGCAGGCCGGUGCAUUCCAACCCAAGUUCGAUGCCCGCGAGACCGACAGUGCCUUUGAGCUCUAUGGCGAGCUCCCCGGCAUUGAGCGCGACAAGAUCAGCGUCGAGUUCACCGAGCCCCAGACCAUGGUGAUCCGCGGCCGCACCGAGCGCGCUUACCCCUCCCCGUCAGCUCAGCAGCCGGCUGACACCGCCGGCGCCGAGAGUAGCGAGGAGGGCGCCGGCAACGACAACAGCAAGGCAGCCUCGGACAGAUACUGGCUGCAGGAGCGCACCGUCGGCGACUUUGCUCGCGUCUUCAACUUCCCCACCCGCAUCGACCAGGACGCCGUCUCUGCACGCCUCCACAACGGCAUCCUGAGCGUCGUCGUGCCGAAGGCCAGGAGGCACGAGGCCCGCCGCAUCGCCAUCAACUGAACCAUCUCCGACCUUCUCGCGUUAUCCGAACCUUUCACCCUCUUUCCCACCAUUUGGGGUUCAUUUUCUGCAAUGAGCUUCCUUUUUUUCCUCGAUCUUAUUGCGUUGGGUUCUCUGAGUUGUAUAUAUAGCAAGUCACUUGCACCCUCUUGGCAUGGCAUCGGCGUACGUGGUGAGGAUAUGGCUGGGAGAAAGGGUACACAGAUGGGAGUGUUUCCAAUGUAUCCCGGGAGGUAUUGGCAACCGGCGUGGGGAACCACUUGGCGGGCUCUUUGAGAGUUAGCGUUGAUACUCAAUAGAAAGUGCAAUGUCAGCAUUCCUAAAUUG